Oppia nitens is the source of this 1615-nucleotide messenger RNA. RefSeq names its product CDP-diacylglycerol--glycerol-3-phosphate 3-phosphatidyltransferase, mitochondrial-like (gene PGS1). Gene Ontology annotation, molecular function: CDP-diacylglycerol-glycerol-3-phosphate 3-phosphatidyltransferase activity. The transcript has 3 exons. The record is from RefSeq and is a predicted model, not a curated record. Gene Ontology annotation, biological process: cardiolipin biosynthetic process. Gene Ontology annotation, cellular component: mitochondrion. NCBI's taxonomy places the organism in Eukaryota, Metazoa, Arthropoda, Arachnida, Sarcoptiformes, Oppiidae. Bases 122 to 1567 code for a protein of 481 amino acids.
AGACGUCUAUUGAUAUGUUUGUCAAUCAAUGCAUUUCAUCACUUAUACAACACUCGUGUUGUUGUUGUGUUUGUGACUAUAAGUGACCAUUGGAUCCGAUUCGGUGACCAUUUAUUAUGAUAUGCUGACAAAAAUGAAGAACAUAUCGGAUAAGACAAUGUGUUUGUAUCGCCAUUUGAAUCAAUGGUCUGAUCUAAAAGUGUUUGAGUGGACAAAUGGGUCGCCGAUGUUUGGCCUCAAUUCACAUCAGAUCCAAGUCAUCAAAAGUCCCAACGAUUUCUUCAAUGAACUUAAAAGACUUUCAAUGAAAAGUAAAAAACGGAUAACACUGUCCUCACUAUACAUCGGAACGGGAGAUAUGGAAAGGGAUUUGAUAUCUGGUAUUGAAUGCACUAAACAAAAGGAGUUGAGUCUUAAGGUGAAUAUAUUGGUUGAUUACAAUCGGGCCACACGUUUGACUCGACCCGAUGACCACAAUUCUUCAACCAAAGCCAUAUUACAACCGCUGACCAAAUUUGGAGCUCAAAUCGGCUUUUAUUUGACUCCAAAUAUGAGUGGUUGGAGAAAAUGGUUUGUUUGGAGAAGAGAAAAGUGGAGUGAAUUGCAAUCUCUUCAUCACAUAAAGUGUUACAUCUUUGACGAUAAUGUCAUCAUCAGUGGUGCAAAUCUUAGUGAUAUUUAUUUUACUAACAGACAGGACAGAUAUGUGUUAUUUAAAGAUUGUCCACAAAUGGCCGACUAUUUUGAUGAAUUGAUUCAAACUAUAAGUUCUUUUUCCUAUCAAUUACAAAGUGACGGCAACUUUGAACUUCACAAGAGUUGGCCAUACAAUCCGUUAAAUUAUUUUCAAAGAAAUCAAUUUAAAAGUGAAGCCAAAAACAGAAUUGAAAAACUUAAGAAUAGAUUUAGAAAUAAAAUUAAUUUAAAUGAUUUAAAUGAAUGCAAAACUAUUGCCAUUCCUUUAAUUCAAAUGAAGACAUUAGAUAUUAGUGAUGACCAAUAUUUUACAUCAAAAUUGUUAUCAAUUUGUGGAUCCGAUUCAGAAGUAGGACUCGCUUCCGGUUAUUUUAAUCUAACACAAGAAUAUAAACAAAUUAUUUUAAAUCGAAAUUGGUUUAAACCGUUGAAAUUAUUGAUGGCCUCUGAGAGUGCCAACGGUUUCUUUGAAGGCAAAGGAGUGACCGCUUAUAUACCAAAAGUUUAUACAUUAUUAACGAAAACAUUUUUAAAUGAGAUUAAGGAAAACAAAUGCAAUGUUUAUCUUAAUGAGUAUUCGCGACCCAAAUGGUCAUUCCAUGCAAAAGGUUUAUGGCUUGCAUUAGAUCCCAUGAUUUUCUUAUCAAUGAUCGGUUCCCCUAAUUUUGGCUAUAGAUCUGUAUAUCGAGACAGUGAAGCACAGGUUGUCGUCAUUACUAAAGACGAACUUUUAAAACAAAAACUUGAAGACGAAUACAAUAGUUUAUGGAAGUAUUCAUCGGUGGUCAACGACAUGACUAUCAAAAAUAAUUUAGUAAACGUUCCCAUUUGGGUUAAUAUAGUGGUUAAACUUUUUAAGAGUUAUUUUUGAAUAUAAAUAAAUACAAUUAUUUAUUAUUAUUAUUACAAUGACAUAUGU